AUGGAGGUGCGUGCAGUAGAAGAUACGGCUGAGCUUGUGCCCAAGCCUAGCGCGUACGGCGACGCGGAGGAGUUCAAUGAGCCGAUUAUGAGACGUAUGGUGAACUAUGAGCCGUUUUGCAACAAGGCACCGAAGUUCAGGGCUUACCCGUUGAGCCAAUUGGGUACACCCGAGGGGAGGAGAGUGCAAGAGGCGCUGGUUGUGAAGGAUUUAUUGGAUACGAUGAUGGGGCUGGAAGGGAAGUACAUACGGUAUAACAACAGCUAUGAUCCGCACGUCGAUAUGAUGCCGGCGUUCAGGAUCUCGAAGAACAUGGAUAAGUCAUUGAAGCAGUGCUGUAUUAAGAUACUCAAACUGAGUAAGUCGUAUAUUUUUAUUAACAACUGUAUACAGGAAUGGUCGCGGCCCUCUUACGGUUGCAUAUUGCACAGGCUAACCUAUGAGAUAAGGAAGUUUUUGAAAGACGGGUAUCUCAGGUUCAUAGUGGAAAGGUUGGAGAAGGAGUACAGCUCUAAUGUGUCUUUCUCUAUUAGAGACAUGGAGCAUAUGAUUAAUGACUACGAAUUGAGCAAGAAGAUGGAGAUUUUGUACAACCUGUGUCUCCGAUUGAAUGAGGAGAUGAACAGGAGGUUAAACAUGAAUCUGGACCAAGAAGAUUUCAACAAUUUCAAGAGAGAGCUGGAGGAUGUAGGCCAAGCCAUUUUGCUGCCGACGGAUUCGAGCCUGUCGUUGACACCCAAGGGUGGUAAUAUUAUUAAAGUUGUGCAGGAGAUGAUCGCGGAGACGCUAGGUGACCGCAACGGAGUCCAGUUCCUCAAAGAUAUAUUGAACAAGAUUGGUGAGGGUUAUUUAAAGAUGUUCGAUGACUGGUUAAUCAAUGGAGAUAUCAACGAUCCUCACGAGGAGUUCAUGAUCCGAGACAUGAUGAAAGACGUGAAUGUCACUGAUACGAAUGCUAUGAUGACUACUGAUAGACUAUGGGAAACGCGGUACUUGAUCAGAAAAGAUGGGCUGUUGGAGAGUUUCCAUGAGGAGCUAUUGUCGAAGAUCCUCGUCACUGGGAAGCUGUUGAACAUCGUCAAAGUGACCAUGGAACUAACCAGCAUACCUGUUGAUGGCAAAUAUGCGCUGAGGAGGGCCGGUGAGUUUGAUUUUGUGCAUCUGUUAGAAGGCACGAACCUGGAGCUGUACGUAUCGCGCUGGUACUCGCGAGCCAACGAGCUGUGUAUCAGGUUGUUCUUUGAAGGGUACAACUUUGGCAGAUUUCUGCGCGAUAUAUUCUGCAACUAUCUCUAUGUGAACAAUGGGAACAAGUUCAACAAGUUUCUGUUGCGCAACCAUUUUGAUCUGGGGAAAGAGUACAGCGAGUCACGCUCUGUGCUGAGGCGACUAGAGCAGUCCUGGGACGUCGAAGUCGACGACCGCAGCCUUGUGCAACGGUUAGUGUCCCUCCGGUACAGCACUGUAAGUUUCCGUGAGUCGCUGUUACAAGUGCAACGGGACGAGAUAGCCAGAGAAGACGUCACAAUGCGUGACGAGAGUAGCGAUGACAACGAUGCGCUGUUAAGGGCCAGCAAUUUUGAGAAUGUGAAGCGGAUACUGUUUGAGGAUAGACACCAUACGGAUGAGUACGAUGACCACGGACAGCAAGGACACGAGCAAGGGCGGGAGCAAAGGCGGGAGCCAGCGCUGAGCAACAUCCACUACCUGGAGUUCGACCUGGUGGUGCCGUACCCGCUGAACAUCCUUAUCAACCACUCGUGCAUGAUCCAGCUGCGGAUACUCCAGCGGUACAUGAACAUCCUGGCACACACGCAGCUGUCCGUGGACAAGCGGUUCCUGGAUAUCACGAAGGACACUGUGUGGCGGUACCGGCACUUCCAGGAACCGAUCCGCACCAAGAUUGUCAAGCGGUCUACUGUGCUGCUGAACAAGAUGGGCGACACCCUCCGCGCGGUCCAGACGUACUACACGCACACCGUAUCGCGGGAGUUGCACAGCGCCACGAACAUCAUCAGCAGCGAAAGCCGCAGCGGCACCAUCAGCGGCAGUAGCAGCGGUAGCGACGGGAUGGAAGUCACGCGUAUCCAGGACGUACUGCAAGACACGCUCACAAACAUCAUCUCGAACACAUGUCUCACGUCGCGCACGAUCACUAUAAUUCUCGAUCUUGUUCAGCUCGUUGAGAGCUAUAUGAAAUUUCUCAGAGGGCUGCGCAGGCGUCUGGUGCAGCUGGAUGCGCAGCUGUGCCACAGGGCGCAAGUGGAGUACGACGAGGACCGUGCGCUAGAGUCUGUGCCGCGGCUGGUGCGGUACACCGAGGACGUCUUUGUGACGACGCGGUCGCUGGUCUCUGCGCUGACAGAGUCCAUGACAGAGUCCAUCGGGGGCAGCGGUGGGGUGGGCCCACACGAGCACGUACUGGUGACACACCUGCACGGUAUAUUCUAA
Molecule: messenger RNA, 2451 nt
Organism: Nakaseomyces glabratus
Lineage: Eukaryota; Fungi; Ascomycota; Saccharomycetes; Saccharomycetales; Saccharomycetaceae
Gene: SPC97
Product: gamma-tubulin-complex subunit SPC97
Biological process (GO): cytoplasmic microtubule organization; mitotic cell cycle; spindle assembly
Cellular component (GO): spindle pole; gamma-tubulin complex; equatorial microtubule organizing center
Molecular function (GO): gamma-tubulin binding; microtubule minus-end binding
Source: RefSeq, a predicted model, not a curated record